CUGAACACACAGCACGGUGUCCUCCUCCAGAUCACCGACGACCAACUUCUCCACCCCUCGAUUAACAGGAAGGACUUGUUUAAUGUAGCAGACGUCGCCACAGGGACAGGAAUAUGGUUGGAACAGGUCGCUGCUUUACUAGGAGACAUACCGACCAGCCAGCCGCGCUCGUUUCACGGCUUUGACCUAUCUGCAGCCAUGUUCCCUACGGAUCACGGUCGUAUUAAGUACUCAACUCACGAUGUGACAAAACCCUUCCCGGAGGAGCACCUUGGCCGCUACGAUUUGGUGCACGUUCGACUCCUCGCGAUGGCGAUUCGGGAAGAAGAUAUUGUAACGAUUGUUACCAACCUAAUUGGUCUGCUGAGACCAGGCGGAUAUCUCCAGUGGGACGAUAUUGACUUAAAUUCGUUUUCCAGCUUUGAUGGCAUCAUUAUCGACUUCGCAAAACAGGUCGGAUAUAGCCUGCGACUGACCGAAGUGGUACAAGAAGCAUGUGCCAAGCGUGGACUCCAGGGUGUCUCCAGACAGCAAUACAGUGUUGGGGCCAAGCCAGGGCUAGCCCAA
Molecule: messenger RNA, 567 nt
Organism: Aspergillus glaucus CBS 516.65
Lineage: Eukaryota; Fungi; Ascomycota; Eurotiomycetes; Eurotiales; Aspergillaceae
Product: class I SAM-dependent methyltransferase
Exons: 3
Source: RefSeq, a predicted model, not a curated record